AUGGUCCAUGAGAACAUCAUUGAUGCAAUAGAGAAUUUCGACCCCAAGUAUUGCAUCGGAGUGGGAGGAUUUGGAAGUGUAUUUAGAGCAGAGUUGCCAAAUGGUCAAGUGGUUGCUAUCAAGAAACUUCAUGGAAUGGAUGAUGGUGCCUUCAGGAGAUCAAAAGAUUUUGCCAGUGCGAUCCGUGCACUAACAAAUAUAAGGCAUCGCAACAUCGUGAAGCGGUACAGAUUCUGUUCACAUGCACAACACACCUUCUUAGUUUAUGAUUUCUUGGAAGAGAGAAGCUUGCUGCACUUGUUGAGCAAUGAUGUAACAGCAGCCAGGUUAGAUUGGAUCAAGAGGGUAAACAUUGAUAAAGAUGUGGCAAAUGCAUUAUCUUACAUGCAUCAAUCCUAUUUACCUUCUAUAAUUCAUCGAGAUAUAUCUAGCAAAAAUAUUUUAUUAGAUUCCGAGUAUCAAACUCAUAUUUCUGACUUUGGCACUGCAAGAAUCUUGAGGCUUGAUUCAUCUCCUAGACUUCAUUCGCUGGAACUUAUGGAUGAUCUGCUCCAGCAUCUAGGUGAUUCCAUAUCGUCAACAUUGUCAGCAUCAUCAUCUACUACAGCAGCAUAUGAUACACUGCUGAAAGAUAUUGUGGAUCCUCGACUUUUGUCUCCAAGUAAGCAAGAGUCAAAACAAGUGACCUUGGUGGCAAAGCUGGCAUUGUCAUGUAUAGAACCCAAUCCUCAGUUGAGCCCUAAAAUGAAGCAAGUAUGCAUCCAGCUAUUGAAAGAUAUACCAUCUCAAUGCAACAUAUUCCCAAUGGUUACAAUUGGACAACUUCUGGACUUGAAAAUGGCAAUUGUUUGA
Messenger RNA from Coffea arabica (coffee), 852 nucleotides. RefSeq names its product MDIS1-interacting receptor like kinase 2-like. Gene Ontology annotation, molecular function: ATP binding; protein kinase activity. Lineage: Eukaryota; Viridiplantae; Streptophyta; Magnoliopsida; Gentianales; Rubiaceae. Gene Ontology annotation, biological process: protein phosphorylation. The record is from RefSeq and is a predicted model, not a curated record.